This is a messenger RNA of Spinacia oleracea (spinach), 1577 nucleotides long. NCBI's taxonomy places the organism in Eukaryota, Viridiplantae, Streptophyta, Magnoliopsida, Caryophyllales, Amaranthaceae. The record is from RefSeq and is a predicted model, not a curated record.
AAUUGAAUUCUUUUUUCCACCCAAAAAAAAAAAACUUAGCAAAACCCAUUUCAAGACAUAACUUUUCUAAACCAACUAAUCAAAAAUCCCAAACACCCACUUCAUAUUUCUUCUAUAUCACUCACAUUCUCUCUCUCCUUUUUUUUUAAGAGAGAGAAAAUAGUAAAAAAAAAACAGAAAAAAUGGCAGUGUGUACAGUAUACACAAUCCCAACAACAACCCAUUUAGGAUCAUCAUUCAACCAAAACAACAAACAAGUUUUUUUCAACUACAAAAGAUCAUCAUCAUCAAACAACACUUUAUUUACAACAAGACCAUCCUAUGUAAUAACAUGUUCACAACAACAAACAAUUGUGAUUGGUUUAGCAGCAGAUUCAGGUUGUGGUAAGAGUACAUUCAUGAGGAGGUUAACAAGUGUUUUCGGUGGCGCGGCCGAGCCACCAAAGGGUGGUAACCCAGAUUCAAACACAUUGAUUAGUGACACUACUACUGUUAUCUGUUUGGAUGAUUUUCAUUCCCUUGAUAGAAAUGGCAGGAAAGUGGAAAAAGUUACUGCUUUAGACCCAAAAGCUAAUGAUUUUGAUCUUAUGUAUGAACAAGUUAAGGCUUUGAAAGAAGGUAAAGCUGUUGAUAAACCUAUUUAUAAUCAUGUUUCUGGUUUGUUGGACCCUCCUGAGCUUAUUCAACCUCCUAAGAUCUUGGUCAUUGAAGGGUUACACCCCAUGUAUGACGCACGUGUGAGGGAAUUGCUAGACUUCAGCAUCUACUUGGACAUUAGCAAUGAAGUUAAAUUUGCCUGGAAAAUUCAGAGAGACAUGAAAGAAAGAGGACACAGUCUUGAAAGCAUCAAAGCCAGUAUUGAAUCCAGAAAGCCAGAUUUUGAUGCUUACAUUGACCCACAAAAGCAGCAUGCUGAUGUAGUGAUUGAAGUAUUGCCAACUGAACUCAUUCCUGAUGAUGAUGAAGGCAAAGUGUUGAGAGUAAGGAUGAUUCAGAAAGAAGGAGUCAAGUUUUUCAACCCAGUUUACUUGUUUGAUGAAGGAUCUACCAUUUCAUGGAUUCCAUGUGGUAGAAAAUUAACAUGUUCUUACCCUGGUAUCAAAUUUUCCUAUGGCCCAGACACCUUCUAUGGCAACGAGGUGACAGUAGUAGAGAUGGAUGGAAUGUUUGACAGAUUAGACGAACUAAUCUACGUCGAAAGCCAUUUGAGCAAUCUAUCAACCAAGUUUUAUGGUGAAGUCACUCAACAAAUGUUGAAGCACCAAAAUUUCCCAGGAAGCAACAAUGGAACUGGUUUCUUCCAAACCAUAAUUGGAUUGAAGAUCAGAGACUUGUUCGAGCAGCUCGUUGCUAGCAGGUCUACAGCAACUGCAACAGCUGCUAAAGCCUAGAAAAAGCUCGAAUUUUACAACAUAUGAUAAGAUAUGGAAUAUGUCAAUCUAAAUUAAAUCUACUUCAUUUGUAAUUUCCACUACCUAUAUUAUUAUUCUUCUUGUAUAAGUUUGUUUUUGUAGGGAUACUCUGAUAUUUUCUGCUGUUAAUAGACAUGCAAGAGAUGGAAAAUGCAGUUCAAAAGA